AACUGAAUACCAAUAUAUAUUUUCCAAAUUCCAGCUUUAUCUGUAAACUGUAACUACUAACUAAUAACUAUUACAAAUUAUCGAUCUUCAGUUAUUGAACUCUAAGUCUGAAUCCAAAUAAAAUCGGUUUCAAAUAAAUAAUUUUUUAAGUAUUCAAGUUAAAAGAUAAAAGCGUUUUAAAUUUUAAUUUCCAGUCUGAUAAUAUAAAAACCAAGUUUCAACUAGACGUAUUAUUUUUUCUUAUUUAUUAUUGUGCUGCCGUUAACAAUUCAAUCAUGUCUCAGGAAACUGUUCAGAUCCUCAUUGACAUGGGUUUCCAGAAAGAAAAAGCCGAAAAGAGUAUUUUAAUGACAGGAAAUCAAGGUGUUGAACCUGCUAUGGAAUGGUUAUUGGCACACAAUGACGAUGGAAUGGGACCAUCAACUUCUCAAGAAGGUUCUGCUUUAAACAUUAAGUCAGAAACAAAUACCUCAUCUUCAUCAGUAGCUAAAUCGUACAAAUGUGAAGAUUGUAACAAAUUAUUUACUGAUACUACUGCAUUAGAAUACCAUGCUAUGAAAUCUGGUCAUAGCAAUUUUGCAGAAUCUACAGAAGAAAAGAAACCAUUAACUGAAGAUGAAAAAAAAGAACAAAUGAAAAAAUUGGAAGAACGCUUAAAGGAAAAGCGUAAGGAACGUGAAGCUAGAGAAAAAGAAGAAGAAUUAGAAAGAGAAAAAAUUCGAAUUCGCUCUGGCAAAGAAAUGGCUGCUGCUAAAAAAAAACUUGAAGAUGAAAACAUUAAAAAAAUUAUGGAUGAAAGAAAACGUGAAAAACAAGAAGAAAAAAUUGCUCGUGAUCGUGUAAAAGCUCAAAUAGAAGCAGAUAAAUUAGCUAGAAAAAAAUUGUAUGGUCAAGUUUCGACGGAAGAACAACCAAAACAAGUUUUACCAGUAGCUGUAAGACCUCAAAAACAAACAAAAUAUUAUACAGAAACAAAAUUACAGAUUCGUCUUACAAAUGGUCAAACAAUUGUCCAAACGUUUAAUGUUAAAGAAAUUAUGGCUGCUGUAAGAGUUUAUAUUGAACUAAAUCGUUCUGAUGGUGAUGCUCCUUUUUGUCUCAUGACUAGCUUUCCAAGAAAAGUAUUUACUAAUGACGACUAUGAAAAACCUCUUGAUGUAUUAGGUUUGGUACCAAGCGCUGUUUUAAUCUUAACUAAACCACAACAAUAAAAUUAAUAAUUAUUUUUGUAAUAUCUAUCUUUUAAAAUUUUUAUAAUAAAUCGAGUUUUUUUUUUAG
Messenger RNA from Melanaphis sacchari, 1278 nucleotides. RefSeq names its product UBX domain-containing protein 1. Bases 276 to 1211 code for a protein of 311 amino acids. The transcript has 7 exons. NCBI's taxonomy places the organism in Eukaryota, Metazoa, Arthropoda, Insecta, Hemiptera, Aphididae. Gene Ontology annotation, molecular function: protein binding. The record is from RefSeq and is a predicted model, not a curated record.